GCUUGCACUCGCUACAAAGAAAGUAGUCGUGUGUACGUACCAGAAGUUUUAUUUGAAUUUCUUAUUUGAUGACAGCAACAACUCGAAACACAUCGUUCAUUAUUUCCGCGAAGAGAUCUUAAAAAUAAUAAUUUUAAAUACAAAUAUUGAAAUAUAUUAUAUUAUACAUUACUAUUAGUGUCUCUAUCAUAAAUUAAAUAUGUGUGGACAUUAUUCUUUAAUGGUUUUCCUAAUGUUAGCAAUUGGAUUACAAGAUAUUUAUUGUCAAAAACAAGAACUAUCAGGAAAAUGUAGAGCUCCUGAUAAGGCGCCUUUAAAUCUUGAAAUAAUAAUUAAUAUUUGCCAAGAAGAAAUCAAAUCCGCAUUACUUCAAGAAGCAUUAGAUAUCAUCAAUGAUGGCAAUUUGGAACAAAAUACGCCAAGCUAUAGCAGUAGAUCAAAAAGAGAUGCUGAUGAAGAUUUGACUAAUGAGGAACGUAGAGUUGCAGGGGUAAGAUAAUCAUAUUGUUUUAUU
Messenger RNA from Diuraphis noxia (Russian wheat aphid), 514 nucleotides. It is a transcript of the gene Obp73a, whose product is annotated as Odorant-binding protein 73a. Gene Ontology annotation, molecular function: odorant binding. Lineage: Eukaryota; Metazoa; Arthropoda; Insecta; Hemiptera; Aphididae. The record is from RefSeq and is a predicted model, not a curated record.